This is a messenger RNA of Xiphias gladius (swordfish), 3658 nucleotides long. RefSeq names its product MINDY lysine 48 deubiquitinase 4 (gene mindy4). The record is from RefSeq and is a predicted model, not a curated record. The transcript is spliced from 18 exons. Gene Ontology annotation, molecular function: cysteine-type deubiquitinase activity; K48-linked deubiquitinase activity. Bases 203 to 2395 code for a protein of 730 amino acids. Gene Ontology annotation, biological process: protein K48-linked deubiquitination. Lineage: Eukaryota; Metazoa; Chordata; Actinopteri; Istiophoriformes; Xiphiidae.
CGAGCAACAAAUCUGAAAGAGCUGCGCGGUUUCACUGAUCUCUAGCACACGUGGACCGUCUGCGAAACGGCCCCCCCGUAUGUGAAACGGCCCCGUCAACCUAGUACAGAUCUGUGCAGCCCACCGCCGUGUUCUGGUUCGCUAGUGGGUUCGUUAGGGCCAUAGUCAGAACAGCCUCUUGUUGAUUAUCUAUGUUCCCAUCAUGGUUAUUUCAGUUGAAGACGUUUCUUCCUCCCUUGUGCGGGAAUACCUGAGUCGAAAGGCUCUGGUCGGUCACAGAACACGGUAUAACAGUACUGCUGAUGUCGGUAUUGAUGUGCAGGGACUCAAGAAGACUAUUGCCUGUAUGGAUGAGGAGCAUCCACGCACAGAGGCCAGUAUUAACAACAGAUCACAUCUGAGGCAGAUUCUCAACAUGGAGGAUCUCUAUAGAGAGAAUAAGGUUCAGAGCUCCCCCCUGAAAACUUUACUGGAGAUUAUUGUAAAGCAUCACAUCGCGGGCCCUAAGAAUGACAACCUUACCAGCAGUGAAAUUGAUCCACUGCAUUCUGCUCCAGCUAUCAGCUCAGUUGCUUCUCGUGCAGUAACACCAACAGUGAUGAAUGACACUAAGACAGACGGUAGUACAGCAGCCUUUGUUAUUGGCAGCCACAUCAAAUUGAGGUCUGAUAUAGAAGAAGCAUGCCCUUCUCAACCUACAAAUACCUCAUUAUUGCCUGAAACAGACAGUCUGUCUGGCUAUAAUCAAACAGGUUUCUGGACCUAUGAUUCAGUAGACCACAAAUGCAAUCCAGUGUUGGCUCCCGCUAGGGAUAAUGAGAGCUUCAUGAGAAGAGAACCUGAAAAAAAGACUCCCAUCGCUGAGAGCACCCAAAGGAGCAGAACUAAUCGAAUUAGACGUGGCAUGAUGGCUGGACCAAUACCUCGUACACCUCAGGAAUCAAACAAAAAAAGGCAGAGUCGAAGGGUAGAAGCGCCCCAGCUGCUGCUCAGAAAACAAGAAGAACUCAGGCAGUCUAGGGACGGACCCUCCACUACUGGCUUGCAUCCAAAAAGCUUAGAAAGUGGCCUAACUGAAAUAAGAUCAGUUGACUGCGUAGGAGGGAGACAGGAAUUGCGAAGUGCGCCAGUGAGAAUGCAGAGUGAAAACAGCUUUGAAAAAGUGGGACAGCACAUACUCAAGACAAGAAAAGUAAAGACCAGGCCAAAUGAGACUGACUUGGAUGUGUCUGAGAUGGUUUUAGAUGAUAUUGAUGACGAUGACGAUCUGCGAGAUCUCUCCAGAGUGUCCUUUCAGAGAACCAUCACAGAGCACAGCUAUGCAGGCCGCCCGAUGGACCAACACACUGCUAUUGAAUUGAAAGCGGUUCUUCUUGGCUCCAGCCUAAAUUAUUUCAGUGUUGAGUGGAGGAAUCAGGGCUUCGCAUUCUCAGAAACGCAUGACCUGAGAUAUGGAAUUGUUCAGAAAAAGGGUGGUCCUUGUGGAGUUCUGGCAUCCAUCCAAGCCUUUGUUCUAAAGAAACUGCUCUUUGAAAACAUCGAAAGCAGUAAUGCAGGCCUUCAGUUAAGACCUUCCAGCAAUACCAGAAGAAAGUGUCUUGUUUUAGCGGCGGCUGAAAUCCUGUGGAGGGCUGGCGAGGAAAAACAAGCUACACUUGCAAUAAGUUCAGGAAGAAAUCAUUUCACCCCAACAGGACACUACAAAUCUGAAGGAGUGCUUGAAAAGAUAACAUAUUUCACUGUGGAUAGUAUCAAGGAUCUGCAGUUGCUUCUAGAGCAGCAUAUUGAGCAGUUUGAGACUGGCGUGUUAGGAUGCAUACUGCUGACCAUAUCUGCUGUUCUCUCUCGAUCUAUUGAAAAAGUAAGAAAAGAUAUGGACGUGCCCACCACCACACUCAUUGGAGCCCAUGGUUACUGCACUCAGGAGCUGGUCAACUUGUUGCUCUGUGGCAGAGCAGUUUCUAAUGUCUUUGACAAUGACAUGGAGUUAGACUCAGGCAAUAGCAACAUGACUCUACUCAAGGGAAUCAAAGGCCACUGUGAAGUUGGCCUGCUGUCCUUGUUUGAACAUUAUAACAUCUGUAAGGUAGGAGCUUACCUGAAGACUCCCCAUUACCCCAUCUGGGUGGUGUGCAGUGAAAGUCACUUCAGCGUGCUGUUUAGCCUGCAGAGGGAGCUGUUGACCAAUCCGGACAAAGGUCCGGGUUUUGACCUAUACUAUUAUGACGGACUGGCCAAUCAACAGGAGGAGAUCCGCCUCACUGUCUCUGUUGGCGAAUCGGCCGUGAGCUGCCAGGAUGCUGACACUGAUCUCAUUCCUCCACUGGAGCACUGUAUCCGAACAAGGUGGACAGAUGCAUUUGUCAAUUGGAAUGACACAGAACCUAUUCUCUGACUGAUCACAUGGAUUGAUGUUAUAUUUAUCUAUAUAUUUCAGCAUUACCAUUUUUUUCCCUUCUAAGUAAGACCCAGUGUUGGGCAGAUUUCACUUUGUUCUGCCAUUUGUUCACGAGACACCACGGCCUAGAUGUUACAUAUCAAACAAAGUAUGUGCUGCUGUAAGGGUUUGGGCCAAAACUAGGAUAUGGCAUAUCAUAUCAGUCAUAAAGUCACAUGCUGUUGCCAACAAAAUGAUAUUUUGAGAGAAUGCAAUAACUGUUUUUGGAAAGUUUCAGCAAUAAUGAGUAAACAUGAACAGGCUUGGAUGGAAACUCUUAUAAGUCGCCUGUGAAAUGCAAGAAGAUAAAAUAUUGAACACAGUGGCCUUUUACUCUCUACCUAUACUUUUAUCGUACAGAUAUUGCAGAUUGUUGUCCAUAUUUUACAUAAAAAAAUACAAUUUCCCUUAUUAUUGUUUAUUAUGAAUGAAUAUGUGAUAUUUUAAUAAAAAAAAAUUGGAAAAAUUACUAAAAAUGUAAGAUAGAUGUACUUUAUAAAAUAUUUCCACACCAUGUCUAAACAAAUUUCACAUGAUAAUUAUGAUCUUGUUUUACCAUAUGGUUUUAAAAUGGACAAACAUCAAAUUGCCUUUUAUUACACGUGCACACUUGAAAUGAGGUAAUCUGUUGGGUUGUAUUGUAUAUGUUUUCUUUGGUCCAGUUAUAAUUCAGAUGUGCAGUAUGAAGAUUACAUAUACUGAUAAGUAUGUGUGUGUUUGUGUGUGUGUGUUUGUGUGUGUCAAAGAGCAAGACCCGAUAAAGGCUCCAGACAUGUGUGUUGGUGAAUGUGGCACUGAAUAUUAUACUAUAUUGCUUAUUGCCUUGAUGAAUUUUCACUCUUGACAGACCCCUCAUCUGGAACAGAUAUUUAAAUUACUUAAUACCACAACUGUCUCGACAUAGUGAUGGUUGUUUUGCGUCACUCUCUUGCAACUCUCCAUCACUGUGGCUUUAUAAACACCAUUUCUUUUGCUAAGGAGAUAUGUUUUUUUUUUUUAUUUAAAUCUUUUUCAUGAAGCUUUUUGCCUGUCAACUAGAGGACAUGAUGAAAAGUAUUGAAUCAAUCGCUCUAAAUAUAAUUAAAUAUGGAAAUGUUGAUUACAAUUACUCUACAUACAUUUUGUUACACCGGGUUGCAAGUUUAUUAGGUACACCUGGAUAAAACUAAUGCAGUUUAACAACAGUCCUGCAAUAAACCCAACAGUCAAGAAGGUUAUAUU